CUACCGGAAAACACUGUCGAGUACAUGCUUUUUGUGAUAGACAGCCAGCAAGCCGAAGCUCGUAAAAAACGCCCUCGCCUUGAAACUAUCCGAAAAGCUGUGGUAGAACUCGUUCAGUCCCUCACCAAGGAUUACAUUUGGCAACGCAAGGGCUUUGAGAUCUCGUUCAAGAGCGAAAAUGGACUACUAUUUCUGCAUGGCAAUACUGAUUAUGGAGAUGCCAUAGAAGAUGAGUGGCUUAUCGUCUAUAUGCUUUGUGAAUUAUCCAAAGCCCAUUCGGAUCUUUGGGUGAGAGUCGGAGACUCUGAUGGAGAGUUUCUCUUGGUAGAAGCCGCCAAUGUCCUUCCCAGGUGGCUAAGUCCGGAGAUUGACCAUUACCGUGUAUGGAUUCACCUCGGAAAGAUUUUUCUCAUUCCGCUCAACUCCAAGACCAAGGAUGAGCCCUCUAUGCGUUCCCAAGAGGAAGAACAGCUGUCGCUCCUGCAAGCCGUAACCUUUCUACGGUCAAAUACAGACGCACUUGUUCAUAUUCCUGCGAUCGACUCUGAAGCGUUUCAUCGACUAAAGAAAUACCCUGAGCAAAUAUCCAACUCUAUCCACCAUUCUCUUGUCACAAUUCCUCGAGCAGUAGCCUCCAUUGUACAUGCUCUGCCAAAAUCUAUAGCUCCUGCUGUCGAGAGCUUUUAUCUGAGAGACGCCAACUCCUUAAAGCCUAUUUUAUCGUCAUCAACACCCCUAGAAUUCCUCCCAGAAGACUUUGUCACAGUCAGCGUGAGAUUUAGCAAAACUCUCUACGCUCAACUCAAAUCUCAAAGAUUCGAUACACCGCCGAGAUGGGAAUCCGUAUUCAAAAGUACUAAAAACGAGAAUCUAUCAUCAAAUGAAGAGCUGAAAAGGGUUGAGCGCUUAGAGACUGGCAUGAAACUCACGUGUGGUUUUGAGAUGCUCGCCAAGGAUGCAGAAAAUAGCAAGAGCAGAGUUGUCCGUGAGAUGGCCAUAAUGCUAGAAGACCUGCAAGAAGAUAGAAGCUCAGUCUUACCAUCUGAUGACGACAUCAAGCUGUGGGAUCGAGUUGAUCAGGACGACGAUGAUUCAUGGCUUGAUAUUAAUUACGAGGAUUUCGAGCGCGAACUCGAGGGCAAACAAGCUCAAGCAUCUUCAAAGGGGGCAUCUGGCUUCGGCGAGUCACAGACUCAACAAGAUUUGCGAAAGAUUGUCUCGCGUUUUGAAGCUUUCCUCAAUGACGAUAGUGCAGGAUUGGAUGGUGCUGAGCUAGACAGGAUGGACGUUGACAACGACGAUGAGGAAGAGGAGGAAGAUGAUCAGGACGAAGAGGUGAACUUUGACGAGGAGGCCUUUGCUAGAAUGAUGAGGGAGAUGAUGGGAUUUACAACGACAGCCACUAGGAAAGAAGUGCAGGGAAGUAAAACCAAGGCUGCAGAAGAUCACUCUGACAGCGAAAACGACAGUGAAGCGGAAGAAGAUAGAGAUAUUCAGGAUCUCGCCUCUCGCAUGGAGGCUGAACUCAAGGAGUACGGCACCCUUCAGCUCGAUCCACCAACCGCUGGGCGUGCCAUUAAGUCAAAAGAAGGCUCAGAGAAGAAGGGCAAGGAGAAAGAACAGCCACUGCAAGGACAAAACGCCCAAUCAGCCAAUGACUCUGAUAAUGACGACGACGACGAGGUCGAUAUUGACUACAACCUGGCCAAAAACCUGCUCGAGAGUUUCAAGAGCCAGGGUGGUAUGGCUGGUCCCGCGGGAAAUCUGAUGGGGCUGAUGGGUUUCCAGCUGCCGCGUGAUGAGGAUAGUGGAAGCGAAGGG
Molecule: messenger RNA, 1821 nt
Organism: Trichoderma atroviride IMI 206040
Lineage: Eukaryota; Fungi; Ascomycota; Sordariomycetes; Hypocreales; Hypocreaceae
Cellular component (GO): nucleus
Source: RefSeq, a predicted model, not a curated record